Corylus avellana is the source of this 1251-nucleotide messenger RNA. RefSeq lists its product as uncharacterized. Lineage: Eukaryota; Viridiplantae; Streptophyta; Magnoliopsida; Fagales; Betulaceae. Gene Ontology annotation, molecular function: S-adenosylmethionine-dependent methyltransferase activity. The record is from RefSeq and is a predicted model, not a curated record.
CUAUCCCCUGGUUGAGUGAUUAACGAGGAAGAACGAACCCCUGAAACCUUAAAAAGGAGACAAAAAUGGUCGUUUACUCGUCGCCCGCAGCGUCGUUCGUUUUCUUCAACCUCCCCAGCAGUACUCGAUGCUGCUCUUCUAACAUUAAACUUCCACCUGCCAAAAUCACACCCUUUUGUUGCGCUGACUUGAAGUACGAUAAUUCGUCUCCAGCACGGGUCAACCCAGAAUCACCAAAGAGAAGCAACGGUGAGCAACUUGCACCGGACUCAACUUGCUCCAGCAUAUUAUGCUCCUGCACAAGAAGGCGUUUCACUGAAGCUGCGGCAGCGACGGCUUUGUUCCCAAUAUGCCCCUCCAACGCCUCCAAUUUACAGUCCGAUUAUAUGACUGUGCUGAAAAAGGUUCACCCUCCGAGACCAGAUUGGUACGAGGAGUUAUACGCAUCGGUUAUGGAUACAAGUAUGAAGUCCUAUGAAGCCGAGAUUGCAGGUUACAAGUCGCAAUUGUUCAGUAAUUUGAAGGGGAAGGCUCAUAAGGUGUUGGAGAUUGGCAUUGGCACAGGCCCUAAUCUCAAGUAUUAUGCCGGUGAUGCCGAUGUCCAGGUGUUUGGUAUGGAUCCCAAUGGAAAGAUGGAAAAGUAUGCACGGGCAGCAGCAGUGGCUGCUGGCCUGCCGCUUGCAAAAUUUGAAUUUAUACAAGCAGUUGGGGAGGCUAUACCAUUGAGUGAUGCUUCUGUUGAUGCAGUUGUUGGAACACUUGUAUUGUGUUCUGUUAAAGAUGUUGAUAUGACACUGAAAGAGGUGAAGAGGGUGCUGAAACCCGGUGGGUUUUACCUUUUUGUGGAACACGUGGCUGCAAAAGAUGGAACAAUUCUUAGAUUAUUACAGAGUGUUCUUGAUCCUCUCCAACAGACAGUCUCUGAUGGGUGUCACCUUACCAGGGAAACAGGAAUGCAUAUAUCUGAAGCUGGGUUUUCAGGCGUUGAGCUUAGCAUGGCUUUCUUGUCUAAUGCCUACUUUGUAAACCCCCACGUAUAUGGGAUAGCUUGUAAGUAACACCAAGAGUAGGGCAUCGAUGUUCUCAAUUGCAGUGAGCCCUGCUGCUCACCUACUUUUGAUGUGAGAGUACUAGAGAACCAUUGACACAUGGGGUUCCUUUCCUCUGUCUGUAAAUGUUGCAGAAGUAAUAUGGAGAUAAAUUAAAAGUUGUAUUAGAGUAGGAUUCUAUUAAAUGAAGAUCAGAUUUUAU